AAGUGGGUACACAAUGCGCCUCAAAUUUACGCGCAAUUCGCGGCAAGUUUUUCGAAUAAAGGAUAAGGAUGCGACGAGUUCGUUGAUGGAAUUUGUCGGCGUUGUGCGCGUCGCGUCGUCUGCAACAUGUUGCACAACAUGCGGCGGGGUGAAGUGAAAAUGUGUGUAUGGUGGUGGUGGUGGGUCUGCUGGCUGGCUGGCUGGCUGGGCAACAUUUUCAUUUUCGACUGCGUUUGUUACCACGAAAGACUUAAAUGCCGAACCGAACGAGUUCUUCAGUUGUUUACAAUUUGUCGUUGAGGGUGGAUUACUUCGUCGCGAGUUUCGUUCGUGCAUGAUGCGGUUGUGGUUGAUUGUAUACAUACAUACUAUGCACAAAUCCAGUUCUCAUUUUGUUAUUUUACAAAUUCUCAGCGAGCGCAUGAACUGGCAGCCUAUAGCGAGCAGCUAAUCACAAUAUUUACGGCAGAUUUCGUGGACUCAAGGAAACUCAACCAACACAGCCAAUCGAUUUUCUAGUGUUAUCGAAAAACAUUUUUCAUUCUUUCAUUUCGUUCACAAUCAAAUCGAAUCCAAUGAAAUGAAAUCAAAUCAAAUCAAAUCACAAAGUCACAUCGCAUCAGCUGAACCGAAUCGAAUCGCAUCGAGUCGAGUCGUCGUCGUCGUCGAUUCGUAUUGAAUCGAAUCGAAUCGUAUUGAAUCGUAUUGAAUUGAAUGGAAUCGCACUGAAACGAACGAGAAGGAAAGAAUAAUAAUAAUAGUACUAGUAACAAUACUAGUAAUACUGCAUAAGUAAUAGUAAGAGGAACAGGAACAGGAAGAGGAACAGGAACAGGAAUACACAUACUCAUAGCAAUAAUGAAUUGCUACAGAAAAAGGCACUUUCUAUUGUGGCUCUUGCGUGCAAUGUGUAUGUUGCACUUAACCGCGAGAGGUGCAUAUGCCACAGUUGGAUUGCAAGGAGUGCCGACAUGGAUAUACCUCGGCCUCAAGUCCCCGUUCAUCGAGUUUGGCAACCAGGUGGAGCAGCUGGCCAACUCCAGCAUACCACUGAACAUGACCAAGGACGAGCAGGCCAAUAUGCAUCAAGAGGGCCUCCGCAAGCUCGGUACGUUCAUAAAGCCAGUGGACCUGCGGGACUCGGAGACUGGCUUCGUUAAGGCCGAUCUCACCAAGAGAUUGGUAUUCGAUUCACCGAACAACAUUACAUCUCGCCCUAUUCACCCGAUACAGGAGGAGAUGGAUCAGAAGCAGAUAAUCCUGCUCGACGAGGAUACCGACGAGAAUGGCCUACCAGCCAGCCUCACCGACGAGGAUCGCAAGUUCAUAGUGCCCAUGGCGCUCAAGAAUAUAUCACCCGAUCCACGUUGGGCGGCCACCACACUGAGUCCCUCGCAGCCAUCGCAACCGAACGCUAAAGCCAUCUCGACCAUUGUGCCCUCGCCACUGGCCCAGGUGGAGGGGGAUCCCACGUCCAACAUUGAUGAUUUGAAGAAGCACAUACUCUUCUUGCACAACAUGACCAAGACCAACUCGAACUUCGAGUCGAAAUUUGUCAAAUUCCCGAGCCUGCAAAAGGACAAGGCCAAGACAACGGGAGCUGGGGGCACGCCCCCCAAUGCCAAGCGGCCCCAGCGGCCGAUUCAUCAGUAUUCCGCGCCCAUAGCCCCACCAACACCCAAGGUGCCUGUGCCUGACGGUGGUGGCGGUGGCGGAGGAGCAGUAGGAGGUGGAGGAGGAGUAGGAGCAGCAGCUUACAAUCCCGGAGAGCAGCCGAUUGGUGGCUACUAUCAGAACGAGGAGCUAGCGAAUAAUCAAUCCCAUCUUAAACCAACAGACACCGACUCCCAUCCAGCGGCCGCCAGUAACAAUCAUGGCCAGAAGAAUCCCAGCGAGCCCCAGGUGAUACUGCUCAACGAGACACUCUCCACAGAGACCUCGCUCGAAGCGGAGCGCAGUCCAUCGAUAAACCAGCCAAAGGCGGGCUCACCACUGCGCACAACAAAGCGACCACCCUGCCUGCGUAAUCCCGAGUCCCCGAAAUGCAUACGUCAGCGUCGCCGGGAGGAGCAGCAGCGGCAGCGGGAGCGAGACGAGUGGUUCCGCGGCCAGUCGCAGUACAUGCAGCCCCGAUUCGAGCCCAUCAUACAGACGAUUAACAAUACGAAGCGUUUUGCCGUAUCAAUCGAGAUUCCAGACUCCUUUAAAGUAUCCUCCGAGGGAUCGGAUGGCGAGUUGCUUUCGCGUGUGGAACGCUCGCAGCCCAGCAUUAGUAGUAGUAGCAGUAGUAGUAGUAGUAGUAAUAGGAAAAUCAUGCCAGACUAUAUUAAGGUAUCCAUGGAGAACAACACAUCCGUCACGGAUUAUUUUAAGCACGACGUUGUGAUGACAUCUGCCGAUGUCGCCAGCGAUAGGGAAUUCCUUAUCAAGAACAUGGAGGAGCACGGAGCAGCUGGCUCCGCGAACGGUCAUCACAAUGACACGACUCCAACUGUGGACGCCUACUCGGAGACAAUCGAUCUUAAUCCCAAUAACUGCUAUAGCGCAAUAGGCCUAAGCAACAGCCAAAAGAAGCAAUGUGUGAAGCACACCAGCGUGAUGCCGGCCAUAAGUCGGGGUGCCCGUGCCGCCAUCCAGGAGUGCCAGUUCCAGUUCAAGAAUCGCCGCUGGAACUGCAGUACAACGAACGAUGAGACCGUAUUUGGUCCCAUGACCAGCCUGGCCGCUCCCGAAAUGGCCUUCAUUCACGCCCUGGCCGCGGCCACCGUGACCAGCUUCAUAGCACGCGCCUGCCGGGAUGGGCAAUUGGCCUCCUGCAGCUGCUCCCGGGGCAGUCGACCCAAGCAGCUCCACGACGACUGGAAGUGGGGCGGCUGUGGCGACAACCUGGAGUUCGCCUACAAGUUUGCCACGGACUUUAUUGAUUCGCGGGAGAAGGAGACCAAUCGCGAGACGCGUGGCGUUAAGAGAAAACGCGAGGAGAUCAACAAAAAUCGCAUGCAUUCCGAUGACACGAAUGCAUUUAACAUAGGUAUUAAACGUAACAAAAAUGUAGAUGCUAAAAACGAUACAAGUUUGGUAGUGAGAAAUGUUAGAAAAAGCACUGAGGCUGAAAACAGUCACGUACGCAAUGAAAACUUCGAUCAGCACUUAUUGGAACUGGAGCAGCGCAUUACCAAGGAGAUACUAACAUCCAAGAUAGACGAGCAGGAGAUGAUUAAGUUGCAGGAGAAGAUCAAGCAGGAGAUCGUGAACACCAAGUUCUUCAAGGGCGAGCAGCAGCCGCGCAAGAAGAAGCGGAAAAACCAGAGGGCUGCCGCCGAUGCGCCCGCUUAUCCGAGGAAUGGCAUCAAGGAGAGCUACAAGGAUGGCGGCAUCCUGCCGCGCAGCACGGCAACCGUCAAGGCCAGGAGCCUGAUGAACUUGCACAACAAUGAAGCCGGACGGCGGGCGGUGAUCAAGAAGGCCAGGAUAACCUGCAAGUGCCACGGUGUGUCCGGUUCGUGCAGCCUGAUCACCUGCUGGCAGCAAUUGUCCUCCAUCCGGGAGAUUGGCGACUAUCUGCGUGAGAAGUACGAGGGCGCCACCAAGGUGAAGAUCAACAAGCGUGGACGACUCCAGAUCAAGGACUUGCAAUUCAAGGUGCCGACCGCUCACGAUCUUAUUUACCUAGACGAAAGCCCCGACUGGUGCCGCAAUAGCUACGCGCUGCAUUGGCCGGGAACACACGGACGUGUGUGCCACAAAAACUCGUCGGGAUUGGAGAGCUGUGCCAUCCUCUGCUGCGGCCGGGGCUAUAAUACAAAGAACAUUAUAGUUAAUGAGCGCUGCAACUGCAAAUUUCACUGGUGUUGCCAGGUUAAAUGUGAUGUUUGUACAAAGGUACUCGAGGAACACACAUGUAAAUAGGGUUAGAGAGCGUUGAACAGCGUUGAUUGAAUUCAAAAAUGUCUUAAUGUUUGUGACUAAGCCAUGAAGGAAAUAAUCGUAUUUAAACAAAUAAUUAUUUAUUGAAAUUACAUUUAAAUUAAUGAUUGUAUUUAAUAAUUUCUACUCAUUUACCGGCUUUUAAGCACUAUCAACAUCAAUCGGCGGAUAACAUUGAAAAGCCCCCCAUUUUAAUUGCAAAACCAUAUUGCUUCUUCUUAAAAUGCUAAGAAAUGAUAAACAAAAAGAAACAAAAAAGAAAACAAAAAAAAAAAAACACUGCUAAACAAAACCACCUUACUUAUGUAUAGCUUUUAGAAAU
Messenger RNA from Drosophila teissieri, 4249 nucleotides. It is a transcript of the gene Wnt5, whose product is annotated as protein Wnt-5. Bases 859 to 3909 code for a protein of 1016 amino acids. Gene Ontology annotation, biological process: canonical Wnt signaling pathway; neuron differentiation; cell fate commitment. The record is from RefSeq and is a predicted model, not a curated record. The transcript has a single exon. NCBI's taxonomy places the organism in Eukaryota, Metazoa, Arthropoda, Insecta, Diptera, Drosophilidae. Gene Ontology annotation, cellular component: extracellular region. Gene Ontology annotation, molecular function: cytokine activity; frizzled binding.